This is a messenger RNA of Penicillium brasilianum, 1608 nucleotides long. NCBI's taxonomy places the organism in Eukaryota, Fungi, Ascomycota, Eurotiomycetes, Eurotiales, Aspergillaceae. The record is from the annotation of a GenBank genome assembly.
GUUUACUAACUUUGUCCACUUUGUCACUUAACUGUCAGCCAACUCCGCCCAUGUUGACGCUAGUCACCUGACCCAGGCAGCCCCCGUGACGCAGCUUCAGCUCGAACUGGAAGCUCUCUCCAUCGCGUCUGCUUCUCUCAACAGCUUCAUUCUUCCCACCCGUUUGACGUCUCGGAUUCAGGAAGACUUCCCUUGAUAUCACACAAUAACUUCAUCAUGACGUCAAUCGGCACGGGCUACGAUCUUUCCAACUCGGUCUUUUCGCCAGAUGGCCGGAAUUUCCAGGUCGAGUAUGCCGUAAAGGCAGUUGAGAACGGCGGCACAGCUAUCGGUAUUCGAUGCAAGGACGGUGUCGUCUUGGCCGUGGAGAAAAUCAUCACCAGCAAGCUCCUCAAGCCCGGGGCGAAUAAGAGAAUUGCGACCGUUGAUCGCCACGUCGGCAUUGUAUCGGCUGGUCUCGUUCCUGAUGGUCGUCAUUUCGUUUCCCGAGCUCGCGACGAAGCUUCCUCGUGGAGAGCCACAUACAAGGGUCCCAUCCCUACCUCUGCACUCGCCAACCGUCUCGGCGGCUACGUACAAGCAUACACCCUUUAUUCUAGCGUACGGCCAUUCGGCGUGACCUCCAUUGUUGGUGGAUGGGAUAGCGAGGCCGAGCUGGCUGUUGAUGGCCAGGUUGGCUCCGGCCCCAAGUCCGGUGCCGGUGGAAAGAUUGAGGGUGCUAAAGCUGGCGGACCUGCUCUAUACAUGAUCGAGCCCAGUGGAUUGUACUGGGGAUAUUACGGUGCUGCCACCGGUAAGGGACGGCAGGCCGCCAAGGCCGAAUUGGAGAAGCUGGACCUCAGUUCGGAGAAAUUGUCUCUGCUGGAGGGUGUGAAGGAGGCCGCUCGCAUUAUCUACGUCGCGCACGAGGAUAGCAAGGACAAGGAGUUUGAGUUGGAGAUGUCGUGGAUCAGCUCUCUGGACGGUCCUACCAAGGGCCGACAUGAGGAGGUACCCAAGGAUAUCCUGGAAGAGGCCGAGAAGGCCGCUCGACGGGCGCUCGACGAAGAUGAAGAGGAGGAGGAUAAGAAUGCUGGGGAGCAGAUGGAAGAGUGAACGAGCCUAGAAACCCCCGAGUAAUAGAACCCCCGCAACGAACGAAUUUCCAUCUUCAAUCCUACUCCGAUUUCCUCCGGUCAAUAUCAUAUUGCCUGAAGUAAAGACUAUUUUUGUUGAAGCAUGUCUUUCCGGGACACUAUGUAAGUAGAAAUGAGGGACGCUUGAUUCAUCACGGUACCAGGUAGUCGCCUCUUAGAUCGGCAUCGACCACCUCUGGUUCUGCGUUCGUGUAUUACGGUCAAAAUUUGAGCCUGCUAGGGCUCAUAACUCUCCCGAGAUGUUUGUGCUUCCUCUUAUCAUCACGUCUACACUCCUCCGAAAUGAAUUUCGGACGCCACCUUUAUAGAGCUAGAUUAGCAACUUUCAAGUGGCUAUAUGAUUGGAAACCUGACAGGAACGGGCCAUGUUUACGGGACGAGUUGAUUAUUGCUUCCUGGCUCUUAGCCCCAAAGACAACUCAACUCCUAGAGCUAUCCCCCGCUCUUCCCUCAAGUCGGCCUUGUAACACAG